AUGAACCGAGCCGGGUGCAAAAUGGAGAUUCCUGCCCUCUCCGCGAUGUUCCAUCCCGAGACGGCGGAAUCUGAAACAACAUCCACCAGGCACGUAUGGAAGUACUACUCCAUCAACAGCCUCUCCGCUCGCUCUCCCGGACUCCCACGGGCUCGCCCCUCUGGCGCGACGGCUCCGUUGCUACGAGCCACCUCCUCCUUCCGGCAAACGGAUCGGCAGCAGCCCGAAACACUGGACAGUUCCGAGACAGGCGCCGGCCAGGGGUCGGAGAUUGCGCCGGAGUCUCUCCGCCGCAGGCCCCGUUCGACGAGAGCUGCGGUUCUGAUCUGUCUCUUUGAAGGCGGCAGCGGCGGCGGGGGCGAGGGCGAUCUGCGCGUCCUGCUCACCAAACGCGCCUCCACGCUCUCUGCUCAUCCUGGAGAAGUUUCGUUGCCUGGUGGGAAACGGGAGGAAGGCGACGCCGACGACAUCGCGACGGCCUUGAGGGAGGCCAAGGAGGAGAUCGGGUUGGACCCAUCUCUCGUUGAAGUCGUCACUGUUCUUCAACCAUUCGUGACCAAGAUAGGUAUCACGGUGGUUCCUGUGGUUGGCAUUCUUGCCGACAAGAAUGCAUACCAUCCAGCCACGAAUCCGGCCGAGGUGGAAGCGAUCUUCAAUGCGCCUUUAGAAAUGUUUCUUCAUGACGAGAACAGGAGAGCGGAGGAGAGGGAGUGGAUGGGAGAUAAGUAUCUACUCCAUCGUUUUGACUAUCAAACAGCAGAUAAGAAGUAUGAGAUAUUUGCUCUAACAGCUGGAAUAUUGAUAAGGACCGCAUCGGUCGUAUACCAGCGGCCGCCGGCAUUUGCAGAGCGCUGUCCCAAAUUUUGGCAUUCCUAGGAUGUUCUGUGUUAUUGCAUAAUCAAUAACAAACUCAAAUAAAGUUCCAAUCUUGACAUUGUGAGAAUAGCCAUUCUUGUCAUCUAAUGUAGAGACAGAAACUUGAAUUUGAGCUACCAACGAUGGUAAGUGUCAAUUUACAUUGGAGAAAAUCAUUACUUGGAAAAACAGGGUUUUGGUAGUGAGUUC
Molecule: messenger RNA, 1065 nt
Organism: Eucalyptus grandis
Lineage: Eukaryota; Viridiplantae; Streptophyta; Magnoliopsida; Myrtales; Myrtaceae
Product: nudix hydrolase 11
Biological process (GO): coenzyme A catabolic process
Molecular function (GO): acetyl-CoA hydrolase activity; coenzyme A diphosphatase activity
Source: RefSeq, a predicted model, not a curated record